Molecule: messenger RNA, 1869 nt
Organism: Panicum hallii
Lineage: Eukaryota; Viridiplantae; Streptophyta; Magnoliopsida; Poales; Poaceae
Product: O-fucosyltransferase 34-like
Exons: 8
Coding region: 1-1518 (505 amino acids)
Cellular component (GO): cytoplasm
Source: RefSeq, a predicted model, not a curated record
AUGGUCUGCAAGGCGGCGAUGGGGAUCAAGGCGGCGGCGAAGCUCAGGUGCCCGCCCUCGGUGGCCGCAGCGGCGCGGUCGCGCCUGACGCCGUGGAUGCUGCGCGCCACCACGACGGUGCUGCUCUGGACCUGCGUCGUGCAGCUCACGGCCGUGGGGAACAUCUGGGGGCCCCGCGUGCUCAAGGGGUGGCCGUCGUGCCGGACGGCGCGGGAGGCGGCCGCUGCGGCCGCGGCCACCACCACGCGGCUGGCGAUGCCGGAGCCCGUCGUGGAGAAGGCCGUGCUGCCGCCCAAGAGAAUUUAUAUAAACAAUGGUUAUUUGAUGGUUUCAUGCAAUGGUGGGCUUAACCAAAUGCGAGCCGCUAUAUGUGAUAUGGUUGUAAUUGCAAGAUAUUUGAAUGUGACUUUAAUAGUCCCCGAGUUGGAUAAGACAUCGUUCUGGAAUGACCCGAGCGAAUUUCAGGAUAUAUUUGAUAUUGAGCAUUUUAUAACCUCUCUUAGAGAUGAGGUUCGUAUACUUAGAGAAUUGCCACCAAGAAUAAAGAGAAGAGUGGAAUUAGGGAAAUUUCACUCAAUGCCUCCUAUCAGCUGGUCAGAUAUAUCUUACUACCAUAAGCAGAUUCUUCCUUUGAUUUGGAAGUACAAGGUCCUCCAUCUGAAUAGAACUGAUGCUAGGUUGUCAAAUAAUGGUCUGCCUCUGGAGAUCCAGAGAUUGCGUUGCCGGGUGAAUUAUGCUGCACUGAAAUUUACGCCCCAAAUUGAAGAGUUAGGCAAGAGAGUUAUUAGAAUACUCCGCCAGAAUGGUCCCUUCUUAGUUCUUCAUUUACGAUACGAGAUGGAUAUGCUUGCUUUCUCUGGCUGUACUCAAGGCUGCACUCCUAAAGAAGCUGAGGAGCUUACAAGAAUGAGAUAUGCUUACCCAUGGUGGAAAGAGAAAGUAAUAAACUCUUUUGUGAAAAGAAAAGACGGCCUUUGCCCUUUGACGCCAGAGGAGAUUGCUCUUGUCCUUAGAGCAUUGGAUAUCGACCAAAAUAUGCAAAUAUAUAUCGCAGCUGGUGAGAUAUAUGGUGGAAAGCGCAGAAUGGCUUCUCUUACCUCGGCUUACCCUAACGUGGUGAGGAAGGAGACACUUCUGGAGCCUUCUGAUCUCAUGUUCUUUCAGAACCAUUCAUCGCAAAUGGCAGCGAUGGAUUACUUGGUAUCAUUGGAAAGUGACAUCUUUGUUCCAACAUAUGAUGGCAACAUGGCUAAAGUUGUUGAGGGCCACCGCAGGUACAUGGGCUUCAAGAAAACGAUCCUGUUGGAUCGAAAACUUAUAGUUGAGCUGGUAGAUCAGUACACCAGUGGAUCUUUGCGGUGGGAUGAGUUCUCUUCGUUGAUCAAGGCUGUCCAUGCCAACCGGAUGGGAUCAGCGGCCACCAGGACUGUGAUCCCUGACAGACCCAAAGAAGAGGACUACUUCUAUGCCAACCCUCAAGAAUGCCUGCGAGAUCCCAAUCUGCUUCGAACAUCGUGAUCUUUUCAGCACUCCCUUGCCAUUCUUUCUGUAACUUGGCGUGGCUGAACCUAAGAUGAUCCAUCAAUCCUCGGAGCCCGUCAAAUGGAGAGCUAGCAUGCUGUUGGUAGCAGUUCAGCGCCAUGGAAGGUCUGCGAUUGGUUUAGAAACUAGAAAGGGUGAUUGAUACUUGAAUGUAGAUGGUACAUAGGUGAUAGGCAUAAUACUGGCACGGCGAGGCAAGUCUCUUGAUUACACCAGCAAAUGUAGAGCUGAAAUUCAUGUUUAGAUGGUGUAAGUCCCAUAAGAAUGAUCAUUGUAAGAAGGGAAGUUGUUGAAUGAGAAAAGAAUAGAUGUUUUUUACCCCCAAAA